AUGACGACUCUCACGAAGAACGACAUCGAGAUCGCUACACGAGCUGCCGAUCAGUUUACACGCCUCUAUUACUCAACAUACGACUCAGCAACUCGCGUGGACGACCUGCCCAACUUCUACCGUCCGUCGUCUGCGUUGACUUGGAAUGGAAGACCGUUUCAGGGCUCGGAAGGCGUGCGGAAGCUCAUCAGCGCAAUGCCCACGACCAAACACGAAAUACAGAGUUUCGAUUGCCACCCAAUUCCAGGCAGUCAACCUCCCAAUCUCCUCAUCACUGUCUCAGGCACUGUAACACAUGGCCGCGGGCCCGCCGGGAAUCCGCCCGCAACAUCGAGCAAGUCGGUCGACGGCCAGCCCCGAGUGUUCUCCCAAACCUUCAUGCUCGUCCCCGAUCCAACCGCACCACCGACAAAAGCGGGGGAAGUGGCAAAGUACUAUGUCAAUGCUGAUGCUCUGCGGUUUGUCGGAUGA
Molecule: messenger RNA, 471 nt
Organism: Rhodofomes roseus
Lineage: Eukaryota; Fungi; Basidiomycota; Agaricomycetes; Polyporales; Fomitopsidaceae
Product: NTF2-like protein
Exons: 3
Coding region: 1-471 (156 amino acids)
Biological process (GO): protein import into nucleus
Cellular component (GO): nuclear pore central transport channel
Source: RefSeq, a predicted model, not a curated record